AUCAACAACAGGAAUUAAGUGAUUUAAUUAAAAUAGCACACUGUUGAAAAUUACUGUCUCAUUGGCAGCCUUAAUUUGUGGCUGAAUUAUUAUAAUGGUGUCUGAUUUCACUGUAUUAGGUGUUAGGUUGAGUGAAAGUUUGAGAAGUAAUUGCACACCUAGAUUGUCCUGCCACAUCCUAUUUCUCAAGCCCACCCUCGCUGGAAUACAAUUGUCAUCUGCAUGAACUUCAGUGUCUUAUUGUGUGCACAUAAAGUUCCUCUGUAAUAUACUUGAACUUCAGAGUAAGUUAGCCACCAUUUAAUAUAAGAGAGUUUGGAAAAAUGACAGUGACAAAUCCAAUCCCAUAAAGAAGUUAGUGUUAAAGGUCAGUGUUGUGGUAAAAUGUUGGUUAGAAAGAUCCAACAAUACCAAUAAUGUGUUUGGUGUCUUGUGAAAAAGAGUAUGUUCAAAAUAUCCAAAAGAAUAAUUUAUUUUAUCCUUUCAAAUCUCUAGCAAUUCUUGAUCACCUGGAAUACAAUAAAAAGGAAAAUUUCCUACUUUCUUGAUUACCUAUUGUUUUAAUAUUAAAAUUUUUUUUAGAUACAGUUUACAAAAAUGAAUCGACUUCAUAUGUGAUUACAAUUUCUCCAGACUAAUUGCCGUAUUAUUUUCUUUAUAAAAACAACCGGUGCGCUGGCUGACGCAUGCACGAGGAGAUUAGGUCUGCCUCUCUAUUCAAACCUCGCUACUCUGAUUCCAACCCAUCCACAGCAGCAGCACGAGAGAACAGGAAGUGCUCAGAUUCGGGCUUUGAGGGAUCGUCUCAGUUCACGUGUUAUAAAAAGGUUCCCAGGGAAACAGCACAUCAGCACCCAAAGCAUGCUGCUUCGCCUUCAAACAAUCAUUUAAACAGCAGACUGGGCUUCAUCACUGAGUUGCCAGCACAGUGUCUGAAAUGUGUGCCGCUGUAAGGAACUGUAACUCCAAAUAACUCCAGGAAUCACUGCAGAAGAUGAAGAAGCAUUCGGCUAGAGUGGCACCAAUAGUUGCUUACAGUGCCUCAGUUUUAACAGCUUCAACAAUAGAAGGAGAAGAAGCUUCAGAGAAUCGGAAUGAAAACCUUAACCCCGAUAAUAAUGCUAAGACACGCUGUCAAUCAUGCUCCUCAGCAUUCUUCAAGAUUUUCUGGGGCUUUCUGGUCAUUCUUUCUGUGUCAUCCUCCUGGGUUGGUACCACACAGAUUAUCAAAGUCACAUACAAGAGCUUCCAUUGUCCUUUAUUUAUGACUUGGUUCUCUACAAAUUGGAACAUAAUGUUUUUUCCUAUAUACUACUCGGGACACCUUGCAACAGCACAAGAAAGACGGACAAUAAUUAAGAAAAUUAGAGAAUGCAGUAGGAUAUUUGGUGAAGAGGGACUAACUCUGAGACUCUUCCUGAAAAGAACAGCCCCAUUUUCUAUCCUCUGGACAUUAACUAAUUACCUAUAUUUACUGGCUUUGAAGAAAUUAACAGCCACAGAUGUUUCUGCUCUCUUUUGUUGCAACAAAGCAUUUGUCUUUCUGUUGUCUUGGAUUGUGCUCAAAGACAAGUUCAUGGGAGUUAGAAUAGUUGCUGUAAUCAUGGCAAUUACUGGAAUUGUAAUGAUGGCAUAUGCAGAUGGUUUCCACGGUGAUUCAAUCAUGGGAGUCGCACUGGCUGUUGGAUCUGCAUCCACGUCAGCAUUAUACAAGGUCCUAUUUAAAAUGUUUCUGGGAAGUGCAAAUUUUGGAGAAGCAGCCUAUUUCAUUUCUACUCUGGGCGUCUUCAAUUUAAUUUUUAUAUCAUCAGCACCAGUCAUAUUGUAUUUUACAAAAGUGGAGUAUUGGUCCUCAUUUUCUGCUUUGCCAUGGGGUUACCUCUGUGGAAUUGCUGGGCUUUGGUUAGCCUUCAAUAUCCUUGUGAAUGUCGGCGUUGUCUUAACAUAUCCUAUCCUCAUAUCCAUUGGAACUGUACUUAGCGUCCCUGGAAAUGCAGUUGUUGACCUCCUGAAACAUGAGGUAAUAUUCAGUAUGGUGCGAUUAGCUGCAACAACUAUUAUAUGUAUUGGCUUUCUAUUGAUGCUACUUCCCGAAGAAUGGGAUGAGAUCACUUUAAAGUUUAUUAACAGAUUAAAAGAAAAGAAAAAUGAGGAACAAACAGAAGAUGUCACAGAGUCCAGUGUCCACACCCGGACCAGAAGCAGAGCAAAUGGUACAGUGUCAAUACCUUUGGCUUAAAAGCAAUCAUGUUUUUAAAUGCACGGGAAUGUAUAUUCUGUGAAUAUGAUUUAGUUUUGUGUAACACAGUAUGCUAUUAUGACAUUACUUUUUGAAGCAGAUCUACUGUAUACAAUAUAAAUAUGAUACAGUUUCACUAUAAAGAAUAUAUUAUUGCAAAUUAAUCUUUAUAAAGUUAUAUGGAAAUGGAUGUUAAUGUCUAAUAAAUUUUUGUAUUGAAAGUCCUCACA
Molecule: messenger RNA, 2469 nt
Organism: Hypanus sabinus (Atlantic stingray)
Lineage: Eukaryota; Metazoa; Chordata; Chondrichthyes; Myliobatiformes; Dasyatidae
Gene: slc35f4
Product: solute carrier family 35 member F4
Exons: 7
Coding region: 995-2239 (414 amino acids)
Cellular component (GO): membrane
Source: RefSeq, a predicted model, not a curated record